Molecule: messenger RNA, 2694 nt
Organism: Solea senegalensis (Senegalese sole)
Lineage: Eukaryota; Metazoa; Chordata; Actinopteri; Pleuronectiformes; Soleidae
Product: solute carrier organic anion transporter family member 1C1-like
Exons: 15
Coding region: 359-2467 (702 amino acids)
Biological process (GO): sodium-independent organic anion transport; transmembrane transport
Cellular component (GO): membrane
Molecular function (GO): protein binding
Source: RefSeq, a predicted model, not a curated record
CUCACAGCUGCCGUUGCAGACAUGUUUUAUCAGAUUCUGUCUGAAUCAGAGUUACCGUGAAGUCAGCUGGAAAUGAACUCUGAACGUGUCUGUCGAUAUCAGAGCAUUCACAACAAGAGUCGGCGCCUGUCCUCCUCCUCCUCCUCCUCCUCUUCCUCUUCUGCCAUCCGCGUGAGAAGUUUGACCGGAGCUGGCUGAGCUGCUGAGGCUACACCUGUGUUUCACAUUGGCUGUGUUUCCUUCCGACUUAAAGUAAUCAGGUGGAUGUUAGACAGGAAAGUGAGGGUUGCAUGCAUCAGUGCCAAGAAAUUACAUUACGUGGGAGACUUCUACGAAGAAAACAGAGACAUUUUGGAGGAUGGAGGACAGAACUGAGCAAGGACACGCACAGGAGAACGGACGCAGGGAUGGCACAGCCAGAGAACCGUGUUCUUCUUCCCCCUGCCCCAGCCUAAAGAUGUUUCUGAUGGCUCUGUCCUUUGCCUAUUUUGCAAAGGCUCUGUCGGGGAGCUACAUGAAGAGCACAAUUACUCAGCUGGAGAGGCGCUUUGACAUCCCCAGUUACCUAAUAGGUGUCAUUGAUGGGAGCUUCGAGAUAGGUAACCUGUUGGUGAUCGCUUUCGUCAGUUACUUUGGGGCCAAGCUCCAUCGGCCAAAGGUCAUCGCAGUAGGUUGUGUACUGAUGUCCAUCGGCACCUUCAUCAUCGCUUUGCCUCACUUCAUCAUUGGACGCUAUGAAUUUGAAACCUCAGUGCGGUGGGUAGAGAACUCAACACUGAACCCCUCUCCAUGUCCACUGGGUUCAGUCGACCUGACCCGAGACGGUAAACUACCUGAAGUGCCUGCAACUGGUUGCGAAAGCGAGUCCAACCUGUCGAUGUGGAUCUAUGUGCUCCUGGGAAAUGUUCUGCGCGGCAUUGGAGAGACGCCAGUUCAGCCCCUUGGGAUCUCUUACAUAGAUGAUUUUGCGAGCGAGGAAAAUGCGGCCCUGUAUGUGGGUUGUGUACAGACCAUUUCAGUGGUCGGUCCAGUGUUUGGCUACCUGCUGGGCUCCCUUUGUGCCAAAAUCUACGUGGACAUCGGAUUUGUAAAGAUGGAAACUCUCACCAUCACACCAGCAGAUGCCCGCUGGGUUGGGGCCUGGUGGCUGGGCUACCUCAUAGCCGGGGUCAUCACCCUGUUCUCUGCCAUCCCAUUCUGGUUCCUGCCUCGUUCACUGCCCAUACCUGGCCCCCGGGGAGCAGAGGAGUGCACGGCAGAGCAGAAGAGUUUCAUUAAGAACGCCCCCCUGCUCAAGCACAAGUAUCCUGCAGAUGAACAUACUAGUUUUAUAGAAAUGGCCAAAGAUUUCAUUCCAUCCUUGCGAAUUCUGCUGGGACACCCCGUGUACCUGAUCUACCUGUGUGUGACAAUCAUCCAGCUGAACUCUCUCAUCGGCAUGGUCACCUACAAGCCCAAGUACAUCGAGCAGCACUUCAGGCAGUCUGCCUCGAAGGCCAACUUUCUGAUGGGUGUGAUCAAUAUCCCUGCUGUGGCACUGGGCAUGUUUUCUGGAGGUUUGCUCAUGAAGAGGCUGAAGCUGAACAUCAUGGGUGCAGCCAAGUUUGCCUUUGGCACAUCACUGAUUGGCUACAUCCUUUCGCUGUUCUUCUUCGCGAUGAGCUGCGAGAACGCCAAAGUUGCCGGGGUGACACUUUCAUACAAUAGCAGCGAUGGGAUAUCUUAUGACAGACAUACACUGUUCACAGCCUGCAACUCCGAGUGCUUUUGUUCAGCGAGUGACUGGGACCCAGUGUGUGGAGACAAUGACAUCACAUAUGUUACUCCUUGUCUUGCUGGCUGCUCCGGCUCUGCUGGCUCAGGGAAAAACACCGUCUUCUCUAACUGCAGCUGUGUCGGUGCGGCUGGUAAUUUUACAGCCAGUACAGGUCAGUGUCCUCACAAGGACGACUGUGACAGGAUGUUCCCGUACUUCCUGGCUCUCUCUGUCAUCACUUCCUUUAUCAUCUCCCUCGGGGGGACACCAGGCUACAUGUUUCUCAUCAGGUGCAUAAAACCACAGCUGAAAUCUCUGGCCUUGGGUUUCCAUGCACUGGCAACACGUACCCUUGCAGGGAUCCCUGCUCCCAUCUACUUUGGAGCGAUCAUUGACACCACAUGUCUAAAAUGGGGUCAGAAGAGGUGUGGAGGUAUAGGAGCCUGUAGAAUCUACAACACCACAGCAUACAGGAUUGCAUAUCUGGGCCUGACUCUGAGCCUGCGGACUAUCUCUUUCCUCAUUUGCAUCCCGGGCUUCAUUCUGCUCAGUCGGCAGCUCAAGGAGGAAGAAAGGAACGCCAUUCAUGGAGCGGUGGUCAACGGAGGAACGGAGCUGGAAGCGCUCAGGAAGGAAGAGUUUAUGAUUUCCAAUGUGAACCAAUUACAACAAAUGCCAGACAACUGCACAGACAGGGAGACGCGGCUCUGACAGAUCCGGCAGAAGCGAUGACCUUUGACGCCUUCACGCAUACACACACCACAGUAUGUACAGUGAUAGUAUACACAUUUGCACACACAAAUGAGACUUGCAGGGAAUCGCAUGUUGUAUUUGAUUAUCUCAUAUCGAGCAUACAUUUUAUAUUUGUACUACCAGACCUGUGAAAGCUUUGUGAAUUUUGACAGAAAUUUGAUAUAAAGAAACAUUUCUUGAAUGUA